AUGGAUACUUUAAACCGUAACGGCCCGCUCAAUGAUAGGAUAUCCUUUCUGCUGAAGGAGGUGAAUUUCGGUGACGCCAUUUCACAGGAGGGAUUUCUUCAGCUGUACCGGGAGCUUAGGGCCAGUUAUGAGUGCCAAGAAAAUGCAUCACCUGCUUCAGACUACGCGGGCGAGCAGGAUGAAGAGGUCAAACAUCUUUGUACACAGGCGAGCCUUCUUUUCGUGGCGCGCGUACUUUUCGCGGCGCAGGCGCAAGGAGGCAGAACAGUAUCCAACUUUGGCUGUCCAAUAUCACGGAUUGUUGCUGCUGCGGGCAUUAGUCUUCUUGAUUUUUUCCGCGAGGUGAAUGUCGUGGUCAGCAAGCUUUCUUCAUACUUUGAAGCGCGUGGGGGUAGUUCGCGAUUGUUUGCGCAGCAGGCUCAGCUGAAGGAGAAUUCGGAGACUGUUGUAGUCAUGGGUUUGCUCGCCAAAAAGUACAAGCAGGACAAUUUCGGCAUGCUUCUGCAUCAGUUAGACUUCUUUAAGCAGAUAGUGCUUAAGCUUGGGUGGAACGCAUUCCUUGUGCUACGGAUCAAGCUUUUGAGUUCCUUUCCCGAUGUCGUCGUACGCAGUUGCGUUGAACUUCUACCGUGCGUUUUCGCCAUCCUCGUUAGUCACGCCCCGCAGCUUCCAGACUGCCUUAGCCAUGUCAGUGGGGCAGAAUACCGUUCAGCACUUCUCAAAUCACUUUCAGCAGAGAUAUGCAAGGCAGACUACAGCAGGGUGCAGGCGCGUAUUCCCAGUGUCGAAGCUCUGCUCUCUCAUGUCCUGACGUCUGCUGUUCCAGAAUGGCGGGAGGCGGCGUCCCAUGCCCAAUUGGAAUCAAACUUAGCAAAAAGUGCAACCGCAGCGGAAAAGUGCACAUUUCCGGGGGUUGUGGACCUUGUAUCUAGUAAGGCAGGUCGUUUGCUGGAGGGCCUUGUCACAGAUGGCAAUCGCAUGCAGCGCGCACUUUCUGCGUUGGAGACGGAAUACGCGCAGCAUUACACACGCGGCGGCAGCGAACUCGAUGAAAGAGAGUUCUUGUUCACAGACUUCACAAAAUUUGCAUCGCCCCGUUUUUCACCACGGCACAUGCAGUCUGCGGUCAUGAAGCUACGUGCAGGCCCAUUACCUAUCCGCCAAGGGUCACUUUUGGGCCCCGGCGCACACACAACAGCAUCGUAUGCAAUAUCGCCAUCCUCGAUGAAUCCCAAGACGUCACUGCUGGCACGGAUGCAUUCGCCUUUACCAAAGCUUAAUCUCGGCGUUGAGACUGGUCCACCUGUAACGCCGGUCUCAGAGAUAAUGAGCACGUCUGCAUGGCUUCGUGGCAUAACUGCCAGCCUGGCAGCUGAGGUUCGCGAUGUUGCCCCUCUUGUUAAUGUGCAGCCGUCCCCAAGCGUAAUGAGGUAUCUUGCGGAAGUGGCGGUACCUCCUGAUGGAGAACAAGGUGCCUGCGUGACUGUAACUCUGUCAGCUGCAGAGCAGCUGAAUCAGAGAGUUCAAGAGUUGGUGAGCUGCAUCAUGCCAGAAGAGAAAAUUCCUUCCCUUUUGGGUUCAUUUCCUUUGUUGCAACCGUCGUUGGUGUCAGAGCGGCGUAUUGAGGUCACUAAGGUAUAUUACCUUAGCCUGGAGCGCAUCUUGCAGGCCGAGGAGAAGAACAACGGUGUGGCAGGUGUUACUUCCCUCCUUUCAGCUGGCAAGUUCCAUCGCGCCUUAGUUGCGUGUUCUGCCGAGGUGGUGACUGCAUGCUAUCGCAUGGUUUCUUGUACGUUCCCAAAAGUAUGUUCUUGGCCUCAGGUGUUGGAUGCAUUACAUAUCAAGGCGUUUGACUUGGCCAAGAUGAUACAAUGCUUCGUCAGGAGUAUUACAACGUUGCCCCGGUCUGUCAGGGAUCUCAAACGGCACCUUUUCCUCGUUGAAGAAAAAAUCCUCGAAUCCUUGGCGUGGGAGGCGGAUUCUCCACUCUACAGCCUCAUUUGCAGCACCGUGGCCCAGGAUGAACUUUUGGAAGAGUGUGCAACUUUUGAGGACGACACCAGUUUUCUGCCCGACACAGCUGACAAGACAAUGCAGGCACCUAAGUCUCUGGUGCUCAUCCCCGAUACAAGUGCAUCACCCCUGUCAACGAAGAGACCACAAGACUCGAACGUGCUUGAGUUUUCUCCGGUGAAAAAAGCCCGCAUGGAGGGGAGCCAGCACGCUGUUCAUCGUUAUUUGCGAAAGCUUCCACCUUGUAUUGGAGCCAAGUUCGUAGAAUCCGCUCACACAGAUGGUUGCGCGGCAGCAUUAAACCAUUUCUGUUGUAAGGUAAGAAAACAGGUACUGAAGCUUGCCGCCUUCAGGCUUGCGGUCUUAUGCGAUAACUUUGACUUCAGUCCCUUGCAACGUCUAGAUGUCAAUACAAAGGUAUGGGUGUAUCAGACCAUCGAGCAUGCUCUGUUCUUCCAGACACACUUGUUCUAUAAUCGGCACAUCGACCAGAUAAUCCUCUCGGCACUUUAUGGUUUUUGCAAAGUUCACAGGCUGGCCCAGGUUUCAUUUCGUGAAAUAAUCGCACAUUACCGCAAGCAGCCUCAAGCACAACCGUCCAUAUUCCGUUCGGUCGUGGUUGAGCAGUCAAAUCCAAGCUUGCAGGUAGGUCAGGUGGGGAGGCGUGCCGAUAUUAUUGCGUUCUACAAUCAAGUCUUUGUACCUUGUAUGAAGUCUUUUUUACUGCGGAGUGGUAAAGGAGAGUAUCCUGGGACCAUUGGACCUACCAUCGGCAGCCCUGACAAUGUUACUGGAGAAUUGAAGGGCGAUAUCUCGAUAAGUUGUGGAGCGCCUGCAAUGGAAGGCGAACUGUCAGCAGCUCAUGACAGUGCGGGCAAGAUGACGCAAAUUAUGAAACAGUUAGGGCUGGAGGCCCUAAGAUCACCCGGGACAGAACAUCAGAGGAGCCAUGCUGGUAAUAGGGGGGUGCUUAUGCGUUUUGGUGUGCCUACAGAUAAUGCAGUGGAUGGAGUUCAUGUGAUGGAUUCAGCACAGAACUGUGCGGCGUUACUUACCUCAGCUCAUGAAAUGGAAGUGCGUGCUGGCUUGAACACGUGCACACCUGGGAAGCGAACCGAGCACCAAAUACCAGAUAAUUGUGGGACUGAGUCGCAGCAAUACUGUGAAGUGGGAUCUAGACUUAACGCUGGACCUGGAUGGGUACUUCGCCCUGUUGGCCUUGACGGCGGUCCCAAGAGUUGUACAGGCUUAGACCAAAGCUUUAACGGGCAGGCAGCUUGUGCUGGCCUGGAUGUAUUUGAUGAUGCGGAUACCUACGACUGUUCACAAUUUCAGAAGACCUGCAGGCGCCAAAGGACGCCGAAUCGGAAGCAUGGAAGUGACUGA
This is a messenger RNA of Volvox carteri f. nagariensis, 3399 nucleotides long. RefSeq names its product retinoblastoma-like protein (gene mat3). The coding region runs from base 1 to 3399 and encodes 1132 amino acids. NCBI's taxonomy places the organism in Eukaryota, Viridiplantae, Chlorophyta, Chlorophyceae, Chlamydomonadales, Volvocaceae. The record is from RefSeq and is a predicted model, not a curated record. Gene Ontology annotation, biological process: negative regulation of G1/S transition of mitotic cell cycle; regulation of transcription by RNA polymerase II; cell differentiation. The transcript has 16 exons. Gene Ontology annotation, molecular function: RNA polymerase II transcription regulatory region sequence-specific DNA binding. Gene Ontology annotation, cellular component: chromatin; transcription regulator complex; nucleus.